Corticium candelabrum is the source of this 4790-nucleotide messenger RNA. RefSeq names its product E3 ubiquitin-protein ligase CBL-like. Gene Ontology annotation, cellular component: plasma membrane; membrane raft. The record is from RefSeq and is a predicted model, not a curated record. NCBI's taxonomy places the organism in Eukaryota, Metazoa, Porifera, Homoscleromorpha, Homosclerophorida, Plakinidae. The coding region runs from base 1315 to 3633 and encodes 772 amino acids. Gene Ontology annotation, molecular function: ubiquitin protein ligase activity; calcium ion binding; phosphotyrosine residue binding. The transcript has 4 exons. Gene Ontology annotation, biological process: signal transduction; regulation of signaling.
GUUGUUAGCUAUGCAGCUUGAAUGUAAUUAGUCAGAGCCCAUUAGAAGAAUGGGUACUGGACACAUUGAGUUGUGAGAUACAUUGUAAACCUGUUGCAAUGGACUUCCUUGCUCAUUUAGCAGCAGUAGACACGUUUCCUAAGCAAUUGGCAACCAUCUUGAACGAAUGCUUGGCAGAAAUGGAUACUAAACUGGAACUACACACUAUUCAAGACUGCGAAUGUGUCUGAAUGUACCUGAUCUAUACUUUGUGUCCAACACCAUUCAUGCUGUAUUCAUUAGCGGUUGCUCUGAUUUUGUGUAGAAUCGAGACAUCCCCUACCAAGUCUUGCCACCUAUUUGCCUCAAUCAGCACUACUAUAACAAGGGAAAAGUAAACUACCAUAAAUUGAAGCACGUGUCUGAAGUGCCAUCUGCAUUUGGAAAUCUGCAAUUGGAAAGUUUUUUGUUGUUGUUGAAUGUAGUAUAGUAUUUUACAUUCUACAGUAAACCCUACUACUCUAAUUACCUAAGCAUCCCUCUAAGUGAAGGGUCUUGUGGAGCCAUAAUGGUUUUUACACUAUAAUUAGAAUAGUUAUGGUAUCACACACAGUUAUUCGACAUAUCUAACCAUGCCUUGUAACUUUGGGUUAGGUCCGCAACACACUAAUGACUUGGCAAAAACCGUUGCCAAGGGUGUGACCAACAUACCGGUUGGAAUGCAGGCAAGAACACAGUCGACGACCUGCGCGAUUUGAAAUAACUCAUAUGUUUGAUACAUCAUAGCAGAAUUCUAUGACAUGAGUAAUAAUAAUAAGUUUCAUUAUUUAUUUGAUCACAUGCUACAUAGUUGCCUAGCAGGUCAGUCGUACAGGUUGGUCAUAGAUCACAUGACUGACCGGUGUUACUGUACCCUAAGCGUCUCAUGCAUCAGGUAAUGGAAUAUUAUGCACACGUUAGAGAACUUUGUGAUGAACAUCAUGAGGCUGCAGUACUGUGGCUAACCUUGAAGGCUCGGGCUAUUGGCUAGUUUAUAUGGCAAAUCAUGCAAGUUACACUCACUCUUCAGAGAUGAGAUGCAAAUACUGUUUUGUUAUUUGACUACCAUGUGUGAAAGCAUGAUUGGAUGGUGUAGCCGGUUAGGAGGGGUGCUGGAGGGAACACUAAACGUGAGAACUACCAGAAUUAGAAUUCUGCAAGUUGGCAUCACAACAUUGAGCUUUGCUAUAUGAAUUUGGUUCAUAGAAUCUCCUUUUCUGUUAUGUGUCUAUUGUACUUAUUGUGACAUUUGUCUUUACUUCUCUUGGUUCUAAGAUUUAAUGGAUACUGUGUGAGAUGUAUAUAAUAUGCAGUGUUGGGGUUUUGAGUCUUUUGCUAUUUCUAUUGUAUCAUUGUAGUAGUUGGCUUGGUUAUUAUUGGUAUGCUGCAGUGCGGGGAUUUAUAUCGUGUUCCGUGUAUAAUAGGGCUGUGGUACCAUGGAAGGAUUUCAGACAAAGUUUUUACCAGGUUCAUCCAAUUCAGUCAAAUCUUGAAGCAAUGGCAUUGAAGUCAACCAUUGAUCUGACAUGCAAUGAUUAUGUGUCUGUGUUUGAGUUUGAUGUCUUCACACGUUUGUUUCAACCAUGGCAGACUCUUAUACGGAACUGGAAUGCAUUGGCUGUCACUCAUCCAGCAUAUCAAGCGUUUUUGACAUAUGAUGAGGUGAAGGCUAAGUUACAGAAGUGGUUGCAUAAGCCAGGAACAUAUAUUUUUAGACUCAGUUGUACCAGGUUGGGUCAAUGGGCGAUUGGGUACGUCACUCAAGAUGGCAACAUUCUUCAGACAAUUCCACAGAAUAAGUCAUUGUGUCAGGCAUUGAUUGAUGGAGCUCGUGAAGGAUUUUAUCAGUUUCCUAAUGGAGAAGAUCACAACCCUGAUCUGUCACAAGAUAUUGGUGUCAAACCUGAAGAUCACUUGAAAGUGACACAAGAGCAGUACGACCUCUACUCUGAAAUAGGAAUGACUUUUCAGAUGUGCAAAAUUUGUGCUGAAAAUGACAAAGAUGUUCGGUUAGAACCAUGUGGUCACUUGCUGUGUUCUACAUGCCUUGCUAACUGGCAGGAAUCAGGAGGUACUGGGUGUCCAUUCUGUCGUGAACAAAUUAGGGACUCAUCACCAGUUGUUAUUGAGCCAUUCCAGUCAAUUGCUAUUAAGAAGAAAAAUGGUGGUAAUCCUCCUCCAUUGCCAUUGCCACGGGCAGUCAGUAGUCCUUUUCCGACAGGAGAUCAAACAGGAUGUAUUGCUUCUGCACCUGUGGCUAUGAAUUUUAGCGUACCAGAAUUGAGUGACAGGGAAUUCAGUGGUGUGAAUGAUGUUGCACAUAGAGCUGAUGGACUUCGACCACAGUUACCAAAACGCAACAUUGCUGGAGUGACAGGACAUGAGAGAGGGCAAGGUAUCAGUACCCCUCCACCUCUUCCUCGUAGGACUCCCCCUACAUCUCCUAAUGGAUCUCCAGUUGCAUCUCCUUUACCUGCACCUCGAAUGGGAGGACAUUUGGCUGUUGGUCAUGGAGGCACUCGUACGAACGUUGCUGUCAGGGAUGGAGGGGUUCUUCCUAAUGCCAGGUCUCGCCACGACAUUUGGCCACCAGCUGCCUCAGCUGCACAGAACUUUGCACCUGUUGGAAGGAUGGAAUAUCAGGUUCUUGGUGACACUCAGGCAAGAGCAGAAAUGGCAAGCAGUGUACCUCCACCUGUGCCUCAACAUUACGGACGCGCAAGUACAGUAAAGUAUGCUGACUUGGAUCACAGUGGUUAUCCAAGUGGUCGCUAUCCAUCUCCAGUUAUAUCUUUGCGGCAGAUGACAUCAUAUUCACAGAUAAGUCAUGCUAUUUCCGAUGAGGAUGGUAGGCAAUUACCAAUUCUUACAGAUGGCAAUGGUCAUGAAUCAUCGAGCGAUGAGGAGUUUGAUUAUGAUGUGCCACCAUCAAUUACCAACUUACGACGACUGCAGUCUGAUGAUCGUCAUUCUCCCUCUCCACAUGAAGAUCUUUACAAUGUUCCUCGUUCUUUGGCUGGUCGUGAGACUAGCCCUUUCAACUCUGAUCCUACCUAUGAUUCCCCUCCCACUCUUUCUCCUCAAGAAUUUCAACAUCAUAGACCUGUACCUCCUCUUCCUGUAAAGGGCUCUAGAACUGCUCCACCUGUACCUGCUCAUAAACAUAGCAGUUUGGCCAAUCACAGGGCUGAAGAAGAACUAUAUGACCAUCCACGGAUGAACAAUCGCAAUGAGGUAUAUGAUGUCCCACUCUUCCGCCCUCAACAACAACUUGAAGACAAUGAUGAACCUGAGUAUGAUCCAGUUGCUCCUGAUCAGCUCCCUCUUCCUCCUGUUCCAGGUCGAACAAGCAACCAAACUGGAGUUCCUUUGAGAAGUGGCCCAGUAAUGCCUGUACAUAGAGUGUCAACUAUGAUCAGCCGUGGAUAUGAAUCUGGAGUGGUUGAAAGUCACCGUCCACGCAGUGCCAGCAGUGGAGGGCACAUGAAUCGUGAGAUCUCUAUUCAGCAUCUGAUAAACCGGGGCUACACUCGAGAUCAAGUUGUUAGAGCUCUGGCUGUCUCACAGAAUGACUUCAAGAUGGCUGAGAGGAUUCUAGAAGAGUUUGGAAAGUAACAGUAAUAAGGAAUAUGCCAUAGAGAUGAUUACAUUGUAGAGAUGAUUACGUUGUAGAGAUGUGUCCGACAGUGAAUCAGAUGGGAACUGUAUGGUGAAUACGUAAAUUUACUUACUAAUCAAGGAAUGGCUGUAGUUGUAGUAAGAAGUCAACCUGUAGGGUUUCAUCUUUGAUGUUGUGUAUAUAGACUAAGGAGCUACUAAAGUAGCAGGAAGUCGUGGACAAUAUGUCACUGUUUGUACAAUAGAAUUUCUUUGACAUCUAUAUAAGUAACUGAUCUACUGUAUGAACAGGUAAUGGUUUGUCUGCGAGAUGACGAUGCUGUGCUGUCAGACUCAGGUUUGAUUGCAGGUAAUGAAAGCUUGGUUGCUUCAUCAUCACUGCAAUUUCAGUAUAUACCUGUAGAUAGAUUGAAAGAGGUAAUACCGGUAAGCCACUAAUUCAAGGAGUUCAUGAAAAAAACUACAUAACUUUAUUAAUACAGAAUUACUUUUAGUGGUACUUAAAAGUAAAUCUUUGCGUCUUCUUCUAUAGUCAUGUGCACGUCAGGUCGAUAACUAACUAACAUACCGCCUCGCCUCUGUCGUGUCAUUCUCCUCCAAUGUCUUUCAUCCUGGUGGGCGGACAGCAAAGGGGUCUAGAGGCUGGCUUGACUCUAUUAGUAGUCGAUAACUACGUACCAUGCCUUCAUAAUCAAUACAGCAGAAGCCACGUCAGUCACCUCAUGCAACUUUCUUCUCAUUGUACUUACAAUAGAAGAUGGGAACCAAUUUUCUUUGUAUGAAACUCACAUCUGGACCAUGGACAUCCUUCAACCUAAAAGCCCUCAAGAAAGAACUUGUCAGUGCAAUCAAGGCAUUUCUUGGUUACUGUGCAGCAAACUCACACUGUAUGGCUCUACAGGCCUGUCGACACUGCAUGGCAAAAUAGAUCUAGAGUUUGUGUAAUUACUGGGUUCGGUGGCUUGAUAAUUCUCUAACAAGCAAAGAGGUUUGUUGGUUUAUGUAGUACUAGCUAAUUAGCUUGUUCUUCGCCCGAGAAAAUUAUCACAAAUUCUCAUACAAUUCAGUUAUUGGGUGGAGAGAAAACACCAGAGAGAGACACAAAUACACACACACACACACACACACACACACACACACACACACACACACAC